GGUGCGUCGAGGACGGUGUUCUCUUCUCCUUCGUUCUGCUACUCUUGUGCUCUUCGUCGUUGCCUGAGAGAAGCAGUGUCUGGCUGUGACGAACUGUUACGUAUCCACCCCGCACGGCUUCACAACAAUGAAGUCUCCUGUGCUUCUCCUGGCGACAACCGCGGCGUUCUUUCCAGCCUACGCAUUCCAGCUUCCCUUCAAGCUCCCAUUCAACCUCUUCUCUAGUGACUCGCAAACGCCUCUGAUUGCCCUUCCCGAAGUCCCGGAGACACAGACUAUCCCAAACCGCGUCGCUAUCAUUGGCGCGGGCGCAGCUGGAUCAUCAGCCGCCUUUUGGAUCGCCAAAGCGAAGGAGAGGUAUGGGCUGGACGUAGAGAUAGACGUGUACGACAAAAACACCUACAUUGGAGGCCGCAGCACGACUGUAUAUCCCUACGAUGACCCCACUCUCGAGCCUCACGAACUCGGCGCGUCUAUAUUCAUCAAGGCGAACAAGAACAUGUGGCGUGCGGUAGACGAGUUCGGCCUUGAGCGCGUCGGGUUCAGCGGUGAAGACGAAGACGAUGUUAUGGGCAUAUGGGACGGCCAUGAGUUCGUCUUGACGACAGGUGGUGGUGGGUUCUACAGCGACUGGCUUGACAAGAUCAAAAUUCUGUGGAGGUAUGGCUACAAGGCCCCGACGAAGACGCAAGCUCUGGUCAAGUCAAUGAUCGACAAGUUCGUGACCCUGUACGAACCGUCGCCCCCGCGGUGGUCCAACAUCACAUCGGUCGCGAAUGACCUCGAAUGGCUGGAGAUUACCGCUCAGACAACAGCAGAGUACCUUGACUCGCAGGGUAUUGACAGACGAUUCUCCCGCGAGCUCGUGGAAGCCGCAACUCGGGUGAACUAUGGCCACGACGUCGACAAAAUCCAUGCGCUCGAGGGCAUGUGCUCUCUCGCGCCGACCGGCGCAUCCAGUGUCAAGGGCGGGAACUGGCAGAUCUUCGAGCACUUCAUCGCGCAAUCUGGCGCACGGGUCUUCCUGAACACGACGGUGAAGUCUGUCACGAAGCUCUCCUCCAAAGUGCCCUGGAUCAUCCAAACCGCCUCCUCCUCCGAAGGUCGCCUCUACCGCGCGGUCAUCAUCGCGGCGCCGUAUCACCAAACGGGGCUCAAAGUGACUACCGGUUCCUCAGACCUUGCCGCGACGGUCCCCGAGCAGCCUUACGUGCAUUUGCACGUGACGCUCCUCAGUACAUCCGCGCGCACGCCCAACGCGUCCUACUUCAACCUCCCGCCGCAUGCUGAGGCGCCUACGACCGUCCUCACGACGCAUGACGGCGUUCGGCUGCGGGGGCGCCCAGAGCCAGAGUUCAACUCGCUCACCUAUCACGGGCACGUCCUCACCAAGGAGGGCGAAAAGAGGCUGACGGAGACGGGGGAGGAAGAGUGGGUCGUGAAGAUCUUCUCGAAGGCGCGGCUGGACGACGAGUGGCUGCGGGGGGUGUUUGGAGGGAAGGUCGGGUGGGUGCUGCGGAAGGAGUGGGACGCGUACCCGGUGCUACCGCCCACGACGGAGUUCCCGCCGGUGAAGCUCGCGGAGGGGCUGUACUACGUGAACGCGUUCGAGCCGUUGAUCUCGACGAUGGAGACGGAGACAAUCGCGGCGCGGAACGUGGUCGAGUUGCUCUUGAAGGAGGAAUACGGCGCUGGGCUGUGCAAGCCGGGCACGACUGAGGACGAGGUGGGCGCGAGCAGCCCGCGAGAGCACGAUUUCGUGUAUGGCUGGGAUUGCUGAGGAAGAAAUGCGAGGAGGCGCAGGCCCGCGGGUUUAAAGCCGGGUAAUGACACCUUCCACGUACUGUAUGUUUCACGAUUACUAUGCUUGUGCUCGUUGACUCCUCCAUGAUAGUUUAGGAUGCUUUGAUGUAGAUUAUCGCUGUGAUUGGCAUAGUAUCCGCUUUCGUUCGCUUGGUAAUUUAACUUGAUUCACCCCU
This is a messenger RNA of Dichomitus squalens LYAD-421 SS1, 1979 nucleotides long. Its product is annotated as FAD/NAD(P)-binding domain-containing protein. Gene Ontology annotation, biological process: prenylated protein catabolic process; prenylcysteine catabolic process. The record is from RefSeq and is a predicted model, not a curated record. The transcript has 8 exons. The coding region runs from base 128 to 1780 and encodes 550 amino acids. Lineage: Eukaryota; Fungi; Basidiomycota; Agaricomycetes; Polyporales; Polyporaceae. Gene Ontology annotation, molecular function: prenylcysteine oxidase activity.